AACUCUGACCGGCAGCACGGGGCUUGCUUCCUUGAGUUCUCGCAAGAAGAAGAAGAAGAAAAAAAACCCAACUUCACAUUGGAUUUCUGUUUGUCUUCUUGCUGUUAUUCGUCAGGGAUCUGUAGAUGCUUGGAGUGGGUCGAGAAUGCAUGCUGCUCUAACCAGACAUGGAUACACGCAGCAUCACCUGUGCAUCUUCCUUCUCACAUUUUCCAGCUACGCUUUGUUCAACGCAACGCGGAAAACCUUGAGCUGCGUCAAGGUCAGCUUCCUCAGCGAGUGGACGCGAAUGCCGAUCAACGACUCGACGGAAACACUCAGUCCACCCGAGAUUUGGUCAGCACACUCGCUCUUCCCCGAUGAAGAAAAGGCGUCACUGUUUCUCGGUGCCCUUGACACCAUAUUCCUCUUCACAUAUGCCCUGGGAUCAUACAUCAGCGGAUUUCUGAGCGAUAGAUUUAACCUGCGAUUGGUGCUGUCCGUGGGCAUGUGGUUAUCCGCUUUGGUGGCAUUUGUGUUCGGGAGCGUCACGGAGUGGCUGGGAUUCUACAACAUGCCCUUCUACGCUUUCCUCUGGGCUCUCAACGGAUUCGUUCAGUCCACUGGCUGGCCCUGCACUGUGGCUAUCAUGGGCAAUUGGUUUGGCAACAAGAGCCGUGGGUUCAUAUUUGGAGUGUGGAGCUCCUGCGGCUGCAUUGGAAACAUCCUGGGAGCUCUGCUCGUCUCCACGGUCAUCGGCUACGGCUAUGAGUACACGUUCCUCGUGAUGGCGUCCCUCCUGUUUUCUGGAGGAAUCGUCGUCUUUUUCGGGAUGGCCGUCUCCCCUGCUGAAGUUGGCCUGCCUUUGGCGAGCGUAGAAGAAGAGGAAACAAGUUGCAGGGAGGCGUCCGUGACGUGGAGCAAAGCUUCGGAAAGCCUGCCAGUGGUGGACAUGGCGAACCAGCGCACGUACGGAACCCCUCCGGACGAUGGGCCGAGGGAGGGUUCUUCCAUACCCACGGAAAAACCUGCUUUGGGUUUCUUCAAGAUCGUCUGCUUGCCUGGCGUGGCAGUGUACGCCUUGGCGUACGCGUGCCUCAAGCUGGUGAACUACGCCUUCUUCUUCUGGCUGCCGUACUACCUGGCCUACGAGUUCAGCUGGACCCAGGUGGACGCAAGCCGCAUGUCAAUAUGGUACGACUUUGGAGGCAUCAUUGGUGGCGCCAUGGCUGGGUUGAUAUCCGACCGCCUGGGAAAGCGGGCGCCCGUCAUUGCCCUGAUGCUGCUGCUGGCGGUUGCCACUCUGGCCUGCUACCUCAAUCCUUUCAGCAACAGAGUUUGGAAUGGAUUCUUAUUGGUUGUUACAGGGUUUUUCGUGAGUGGGACAGCUAACCUCAUCAGCUCAGCUGUGCCGGCUGACCUGGGCCAACAGGGCACAAUUCAGGGCAACCGGGAGGCGUUGGGCACCGUGACUGGCAUCGUGGAUGGAACGGGCAGCCUGGGGGCUUCCGUAGGACAGUUUAUCGUGGCAGUCAUAUACAGCCGUUUUGGCUGGGAAUGGGUUUUCGUAUUCUUCAUUGUUAUGAUAUUCCUCACCUUGAUCAUUCUGCUCCCUCUGGUCGUUCGAGAAAUCAAAAAUAUAUUUGUCAAUCAACAAGUGGGGUGCCUGUCAACCACAUGAAUUGCAACAUGAAUUAUGCCAUAUGGACAGACUUUCCUGGCGCGUAGUGAAGCUAUUACAUUACAGUUACAAGAAACUUGCCAAUGCUUGGAAUGAAGAGCCAGAUGAGAUAAGAAUCAUUUUAAAUAAUAGUGGCAAAAUAUAGAAGGCAACUGGCAUUCAAGAGGAUUGAUGGCAGCCAGAAGUGGUAUUUUUACUCAGUGAUCUUGAGUACACAUAUAUACGGAGGGUAAAAAAUAUACCGUAAUUAUUACAUUUGGUAUGUGCACCAUUCCAAUGGUGCAAGGCUAUCACCGGGGCGCAAUGUUUCACAGACACGAUGUGCAGCGGUUUGACAGUAUGCGGCGAUGGUUGCAAUGUGCAAUCCCAAUCGAGCUAUCUGUCGUUGCUUUUCAAAUCUGGGCGAUUCCAGCGGCGCACGGUGAGCUUACUCUUCUCGACUGACGUCAGUGGGAUUUGAAGCGUCCGCUUGUCGAAGCAGGCAGACGGCACACGCAUUUCACGCUAAAUACACACGUGCGCAGGGAGGCCGAGCAGAGCCGGAUUAAGCUAGUGCGGGACAUGUAGCAUAUGUUAUAAAGGGGCCCUAAAUGAAUAAAAACGCACAAAUAUUAAAAGACAAUUUUUUUUACUUGCCUAAUAAAGUAAUUGUAUUUUUUCAUUUGCUAUACAGCCAGAUAAUAUGAUAAAUCGCUAACCUUAAACACCCAGUCGUUCAUAAAAGUCGAAGGCGGUAUAGUACUAUAGUAAUAGAGCAAGUGCAAGAAUUACUGAACCGGAAUUGAUAGUUUGAAAGCAUUUAGAGCGGAGUCCUUGAAAGUGCGGGGCCAGUAGCAUUUGUUACUUUUGCUACGAGGAUCACCCGGCACUGAGGCCAAGCGGUGAACUUGCUACCACUGGGCCACGAGGAAGACAACGAGAGCAUUGGCGCUUCUCACGUGACGUUAAGGACGAAGAUGAAGAUCGGACGGGAUGGAGGGAAUUUGGGGACGAAUAUCUGCCAGAGGACAAGAGAGAGAAGACAUGUUAAAGAUGUGUGUGUGUGUAUGGUGGGUUUAAAAUAGCGAAGUAAUGUUGCUUGUGAUAAAAUGCUGGGUGCGUCGACACAGCAGUUGAGUAGUAUUGAACAUUGUUGAUUAAAAUGUUUCGGUGCAAUAAAACAAACUCAGGAAUUGUGUGUAAAAACAGUGUAACAGUAUAUAAUGUGAACACGAGCAGGUACAUAAACGUGAGUUUCAAGCUCGAACACUUAAUUGCAAGCAGGUAUGAAGGGAAGUGGCUAAGUGUGAAUACGUAUAUUUCGUAAAUGAUAUGCAAGUCCUUUGUACUAAAAUGAGUGAAUAGUUAUUGCUUACGUCUCAAAUCUUACGCGAAUAUGUUAAGAUAACCGAAUGUAUAUAAAAUAUGGUACUAUGCAUGAAUGUCCUCAGGUUAAUAUUUAUGUAAGCAAAGUCAAGGUGUGUGAUGCUGUAUUUUUAACUUGCACUGCCAAAGGUGGACAAUUCUCGCUCUCUCUCUUUCCCGCUUCAGAUCCCACGACGCAUCAUAUAUUCACCGUGACCAAUUCCACCAUGAAACGACUCUCUCCUUAUACAAGGAGACAACAAUCACCAUCAUAGCUCAACCUGGCCUAUAAAUAACAUCCCCUGCAAAAAUCAUCACAGAUACCAAGGGGCUGUCCAUAAAUGACG
Molecule: messenger RNA, 3351 nt
Organism: Lethenteron reissneri (Far Eastern brook lamprey)
Lineage: Eukaryota; Metazoa; Chordata; Hyperoartia; Petromyzontiformes; Petromyzontidae
Product: sugar phosphate exchanger 3-like
Biological process (GO): transmembrane transport
Cellular component (GO): endoplasmic reticulum membrane
Molecular function (GO): transmembrane transporter activity
Source: RefSeq, a predicted model, not a curated record